AACUCCGUAACCAGGGAAACACCACUUCCGCUGACGUCAUUACGGCGACACGUGGAUCCAAGAUGGCGGCGGCGAUGGAUUGGUUGCCGUGGUCCCUGAUGCUUCUCUCGCUCGCGUGUGAUUCUCACGCCUUCUACGUCCCUGGGGUUGCACCAAUCAACUUCCACCAGAACGACCCUGUAGAAAUCAAGGCUGUGAAGCUCACCAGCUCUCGAACCCAGCUACCUUAUGAAUACUACUCGCUGCCCUUCUGCCAGCCCAGCAAAAUAACCUACAAGGCAGAGAAUCUCGGAGAGGUGCUGAGAGGGGACCGGAUUGUCAACACCCCUUUCCAGGUGCUAAUGAACAGCGAAAAGAAGUGUGAAGUUCUGUGUAGCCAGUCCAACAAGCCAGUGACCCUGACCGUGGAACAGAGCCGGCUUGUGGCCGAGCGGAUCACGGAAGACUACUAUGUCCACCUCAUUGCCGAUAACCUGCCUGUGGCCACCCGGCUGGAGCUCUACUCCAACCGUGAAGGCGAUGACAAGAAGAAGGAAAAGGAUGUGCAGUUUGAGCAUGGCUACCGGCUUGGCUUCACGGAUGUCAACAAGAUCUACCUGCACAAUCACCUCUCGUUCAUCCUUUACUACCACCGGGAGGACCUGGAAGAGGACCAGGAGCACACGUACCGCGUCGUCCGCUUCGAGGUGAUUCCCCAGAGCAUCAGGCUGGAGGACAUCAAAGCAGACGAGAAGAGUUCUUGCACCCUGCCUGAGGGCACCAGCUCCUCGCCCCAGGAAAUUGACCCCACCAAGGAGAAUCAGCUGUACUUCACCUACUCUGUACACUGGGAGGAAAGUGACAUCAAAUGGGCCUCUCGCUGGGACACUUACCUGACCAUGAGUGAUGUGCAAAUCCACUGGUUUUCUAUCAUUAACUCCGUCGUGGUGGUCUUCUUCCUAUCAGGCAUCCUGAGCAUGAUCAUCAUUCGGACCCUCCGGAAGGACAUCGCCAACUAUAACAAGGAGGAUGACAUUGAAGACACCAUGGAAGAGUCUGGGUGGAAGCUGGUUCAUGGUGAUGUCUUCAGGCCCCCCCAGUACCCCAUGAUCCUCAGCUCCCUCCUGGGCUCAGGCAUUCAGCUCUUCUGUAUGAUCCUCAUAGUCAUCUUCGUGGCCAUGCUCGGGAUGCUGUCGCCCUCCAGCCGGGGAGCUCUCAUGACCACGGCCUGCUUCCUCUUCAUGUUCAUGGGGGUGUUUGGUGGAUUUUCUGCUGGCCGUCUGUACCGCACUCUAAAAGGCCAUCGGUGGAAGAAAGGAGCCUUCUGUACGGCAACACUGUACCCUGGUGUGGUUUUUGGCAUCUGCUUCGUUUUGAAUUGCUUCAUCUGGGGAAAGCACUCAUCAGGAGCAGUACCCUUCCCCACCAUGGUGGCCCUGCUGUGCAUGUGGUUCGGGAUCUCCCUGCCCCUUGUCUACCUGGGCUACUACUUCGGCUUCCGCAAGCAGCCAUAUGACAACCCUGUGCGCACCAACCAGAUUCCCCGGCAGAUCCCCGAACAGCGGUGGUACAUGAACCGAUUUGUUGGCAUUCUCAUGGCUGGGAUCCUGCCCUUCGGCGCCAUGUUCAUCGAGCUCUUCUUCAUUUUCAGUGCAAUCUGGGAGAAUCAGUUCUAUUACCUUUUUGGCUUCCUGUUCCUUGUCUUCAUCAUCCUGGUGGUGUCGUGUUCACAAAUCAGCAUCGUCAUGGUGUACUUCCAGCUCUGUGCAGAGGAUUACCGCUGGUGGUGGAGGAAUUUCCUAGUCUCCGGGGGAUCUGCGUUCUACGUCCUUGUCUAUGCCAUCUUUUAUUUUGUUAACAAGCUGGACAUCGUCGAGUUCAUCCCCUCUCUCCUGUACUUUGGCUACACGGCCCUCAUGGUCCUGUCCUUCUGGCUUCUCACGGGCACCAUUGGCUUCUAUGCAGCCUACAUGUUUGUCCGCAAGAUCUACGCUGCUGUGAAGAUAGACUGA
Molecule: messenger RNA, 1991 nt
Organism: Puma concolor (puma)
Lineage: Eukaryota; Metazoa; Chordata; Mammalia; Carnivora; Felidae
Gene: TM9SF4
Product: transmembrane 9 superfamily member 4
Biological process (GO): protein localization to membrane
Cellular component (GO): membrane
Source: RefSeq, a predicted model, not a curated record